Messenger RNA from Blepharisma stoltei, 1197 nucleotides. The record is from the annotation of a GenBank genome assembly. NCBI's taxonomy places the organism in Eukaryota, Ciliophora, Heterotrichea, Heterotrichida, Blepharismidae.
AUGUUAGAAGAUGACCUUAUUGGAGCAAUUAAGAUAAAGGACGGCCUUUUCAUUGGUGAUGAAUAUUCAUCCCAAGAUUUAGAGUUUGUAGUUUCUAGUAAAGUUACUCAUAUCAUAAAUUGUGCUGCAACUCAACUCCCUAAUCAUUGGGAACCCAUUGGAAUCUCAUAUUUGUCAUUUCCAUGACAAGAUUUGGAUUCACAGAUAAUUUUUGACGCAAAUUCGACCAGUUUUGACGAGUGCUAUGAUUUUAUUGAAGAAGCUGUUGAUGCUUGUGAAAGCGUGCUCAUUCAUUCUGUGCUCGGGAAAUCUAGAUGUAUCUGUGUAGUGGCUGGUUACAUUAUGAAAAAAUACCGUUGGACCCUGGUAAAGACGCUUGAGUUCUUAAACUCACGAAGACCGAACUUAGAAUUGAGGCAAAAUUUUGUGAAUCAAUUAGUAGCUUUAGAACAUAGAUUAACUCGACAAGGAUUUGGCCCGAAAUCCUCGACCUGAAAUGAGUUAGGAGAAGAUGCAUAUAUUGACUCUGAAGAAUUAUUGUUAAGAAACACCUAUAUAAAUGCACAAGUAGGGCCAUUUAUUGAUUAUAAAACUCAAAAGACUGAAGAAAAACAAUUUUUGAUAAAUUGGAGUGACUGUAACACCAACAAUAAAAGCAUGCUGGAAGAUAUUGCACAUCCUUCUAGUAAAAAUCCAAUUGAAAAUGGAUACGCUAUACUGAAAUCAUGCAUUAAAGGAAGCCAAAAUGAAUGCAGAGCACUUGUGCAAGGGAUUAAAAGAGCCAAAAAACCAGAAACAGCUCCUUUGAAAAUAAAAAAUCUAGAUGAUUUAGGGAGCAUGCUGGAAGAUGUGAGCAACACGAAAAUGAGGAGAUCUGCUUGUGCUGUAAAAAGAGAUAACUCUCCUAGCAAUUCUAAAGGAAGAGCUCAAAGUGCAAGAGCAAAAGAAGAAGUUGAGAAUAAACCAAUUAAAAAACAAGCAAAUUUAGUGUUUGAAGGUGUAGGAAAUAUUAAGCUGCAGCUUAAAAAUGAAGGAGUUAAUGAAAAUUUGGAAGCGAAAAUGCAAGCUAAAGGCAGAAGGCCAGUAACAUCACAGCUGAGACCUCCAUCGCCUAUUGUGAGGAAUGGGAAUAAAAUAGAUUUGAGACAGUCAAACUCUGGAAGUCUGCCGAAGAGACCAAAACCUAUUUGGAAAUAG